AUGGCCGAAUAAUUUCAUCUUGCUCGUUUAUGAUUGAGAAAAAAUGGCUUUUCACGCGUUUUGUAAAACUUUCCGGCAACUAAAACUUUACGAGGCCGGUGCUCGUGUCUUAAAAUGUCAUAGCGCGUUGCAGUCUACGCUUUCUACGCAGUCGGUUUCAUGUCAAGACAAGCCAGAGCUUCUUACUGCAUUUCAGGCAAUUGGUGAAAUUCGCAUAGGAUUUUUUCCUAUGAGGAUAAACAUUGACAUUGGUCUGCCACAGAUAAGAGGAAUAGUUCCACCUGUAACUGAAUUACCAAUUGUUCCUAUAAUUAGAAUCAGGGAACCGCCGGUUAAAGUGCAUGUGGAUAAUGGGGAAACAAGGCGUGUUUCAAUAGAGGCCCCGCAGCAAGGGAUAAUCGAAGAAAAGCAGGCUGCCCGUUUGAUUGUUAUUAGAAGGCGCAAAAUGAGGAAGCAUAAGCUACGCAAGCUCAGGAAAAGGAUCAAGUUCAUUAGGUUGAAAAUAAGGCAGAAACGAGAGUUAAAGAAGGAAAAGAUUUUUCAAGCCGAGUUGCUGGCACAGAUCAAGCAGGCAGAAAAUUUCGAUGCUAAAGAAUACGUAGCAUCGAGAAUCAAGGAACUUACUAAAGAGGAAUUACCUAAGAGGUAUCGGGGUGAAGUUCUGCCAGUAGAUUUAAUUAGAGAAUUCCUGGCGAAUCAUGCAGCAAGGAAAGAAGAGAAGAGGAAACGCCACCAGCGGCGGCUGACUCUCUAAAUUUCAUCGUUUGUAUAAUUAAAGCGAUUUGUAAAUAAGGGAAAAGUAAAACUGAUAACAAGUAA
This is a messenger RNA of Orussus abietinus, 819 nucleotides long. RefSeq lists its product as uncharacterized. The transcript is spliced from 2 exons. The record is from RefSeq and is a predicted model, not a curated record. The coding region runs from base 44 to 754 and encodes 236 amino acids. NCBI's taxonomy places the organism in Eukaryota, Metazoa, Arthropoda, Insecta, Hymenoptera, Orussidae.